Molecule: messenger RNA, 564 nt
Organism: Nezara viridula (southern green stink bug)
Lineage: Eukaryota; Metazoa; Arthropoda; Insecta; Hemiptera; Pentatomidae
Source: the annotation of a GenBank genome assembly
AUGGGCUCCGACGGAACUGCUCAGCUCAAGUUCGGCGUGGACAGGAUCCUCUCUGCGGAGAUUGGUCCGGCCGCAGUGCCGCAGCCUCUAGCCUACUCCAUAACAGCUGUUGCCUGCGAGUGGAGCGGUUGCAGCCGAUGCAGCGCACUCCGCUGCUGCUCUAGGCAGCUCCACCAGCCUCAGUACUUCCACCACUCCUACUUCCAACCCGCUCCGGUUCUUCACGCUCCCAAGCCAUUAAGGCCCUUCCCUACCAUUGUCAGAGAAACAGAAGAACGGGGAAUGUCAGGCAAAAGGAAAAGAUCAUGGUCCAGGGCAGUGUUUUCCAGCCUGCAGCGGAAAGGUUUGGAAAAGAGGUUCCAGCUCCAGAAAUACAUCACCAAACCAGAUAGGAGGCAACUUGCUGCUACCCUCGGUCUCACUGAUGCUCAGGUUAAAGUCUGGUUCCAAAAUAGACGCAUGAAAUGGCGGCACACUAAAGAAAUGAAAGGUGUUAAUGGAAUGACUUGUCAUCAACGACUAUCUGCGACUGGAUCUCAGCAGCCACAAAGCCAAGCGGUUUAG